UGUUUAUUUUGUGUAAAAAUAGCUUUGAAAAAUAGCAAAUCUAAAAGAAAAACAUUAAAUACAAAAUUAAAAAGGCUAUUUCAACGUUGUUUAUUACUUUGACCCGUGAGAUUUCAUUUAGAAUAAAUCUAGGAACAAAAAUGUCCUCAUAUAAGCCGAUAGAUUCUAAGAGGGAAGAAUUCCGCCGGUAUUUGGAACGUACGGGAGUUAUGGACGCCUUGACGAAAGUUCUAGUGAGCCUUUACGAAGAACCGGAUAAACCAGAGGAUGCACUGGAGUAUGUGCGCAAACAUCUAGGCAAUGACGGCGCAGAUGACGAGCUCGAAGCUGCAAGAGCACGUAUCGCCGAGUUGGAAGCUGAAAACACCCUGCUCAAAGGUGAAGCAGCUCCCUCUCAAAGCUAAACUCAGUCAAUCUAAUCUCAAACCUGAAAUGAUCUCAUACUUAUAGUUAAUUAUAAAAGAGAACUUAUUACUGUUAAUUACUACCAGAGUAUUUUUGUUAUCUUUAAGUUGUGCAGGAUGCACAAAUAAAUUUUGGUUUCACA
Molecule: messenger RNA, 547 nt
Organism: Aricia agestis (brown argus)
Lineage: Eukaryota; Metazoa; Arthropoda; Insecta; Lepidoptera; Lycaenidae
Product: c-Myc-binding protein
Exons: 2
Coding region: 141-404 (87 amino acids)
Biological process (GO): regulation of DNA-templated transcription
Cellular component (GO): nucleus
Molecular function (GO): transcription coactivator activity
Source: RefSeq, a predicted model, not a curated record